Molecule: messenger RNA, 2178 nt
Organism: Trichomonas vaginalis G3
Lineage: Eukaryota; Parabasalia; Trichomonadida; Trichomonadidae
Product: lipid binding
Exons: 1
Coding region: 1-2178 (725 amino acids)
Source: RefSeq, a predicted model, not a curated record
AUGAAACUACUACUAUUCUUAUCAUUUAUCCAGCAAAUAAAAUCGCACGGGACUCCUUCAUUUUUUGAUAGCUCACAGCAAUCAUAUAAACUUUCGCAAAUUGACCCUAGAAUUAACGCCGAUACAACUAUAGAAAGCCAUAAUAAUAAUUCGACCUAUAGAGGUGAUUACGAUUUCUUCUACUGCACAGCAACUGUUAAGAAUUCUAACUUUACCCAAUGUUUUGCAUUUGGGUCAAACAUCGCUGGGCCAAACGGAGGCGCCAUGUACUUCUUUGGCUCUGCUGUCAAUAUACAGUCAUCGCGUUUUGAACAAAAUGAAGCCGCUGAUGGUGGCGCACUUUGUUUUAUUCAAUCUAACGUUUACCUAGGUGGAAAUACUGCCAAUAAAUUCGAUUCCAAUAAGGCGUAUUCUGCAGGGGGAGCCAUUCUCUUUGAAGGUAACUAUUCCAAAACUAACCCUGAAAAUUAUAUUAAUAAGCUUUAUAUUUUUAAUUACAACUUUACUAACAAUCAAGCUUAUCAAACUGGUGGCGCAUUACAGAUUGAACUCCAAUCAAAUGCUUAUCUGGAAGGAGUUACAAUGGAAUCCAAUAAGGCAGCAGAUAAUGGUGGUGCUAUAUACGCAAAAGAUACAGAUCUAUCAAUUUUUCAAUCUUACAUUCUAAAAAACCAAGCAGGAGAUAAAUUAACAGUAGGAGCUGCAAGUGAAAAUAACAGUGUCAGCAGUAGUUGUAAAAUCCGAAAUUGUUCUGAGAAACAAGUGACUAAAUUUAAUACAUCAAGCCUUAAUUUUAAUGAAACAUAUUCCCUCCAUUUUGCUGGUCGUGGAUGCGCAGGAAUUGCAUUCCUCUCAUCGUUUGACAGAACAGAAUCCAAACCAUUUCAACUUAUUACACAAAAUACUUGCUUCUUAAAAAAUCAUAUGAUUAGUGGAAUUAUAAACACUCUUAAUUCCACUAAUCAUAUGAAUGAAUCGCGUGGAUAUGAUAUUAUGCUUGAAAAUAGCGUUAAGUGGGAUUCACUUGAAGAUUACUUUUCGGAUUCCUCCAAAGCAUGGGUUUAUAUUGGUAAAACUCCUAAAGAAUUUCAUCCAUAUAACAGUAAAAAGCCAAAUUCGGAUGGAGAAUGCCAUACUGAAGGUUCUGAUGGAGAUGGAGAAACUCCUAACUUAUUUGACAUAACACCAGUAAAUCCUGCCACAAGAAAUACUGGUGGUGAUAAAAAAGUAAGUGAUCUUCCAACGCCGACAAAGUAUACUUAUCAAGCCACUCCAAUUACACGUCUUCCCAAGGCCACAACAAAGAGUCAUACACGAACAAUAACUCCAUCUGACCCAAGUAUGUGGUCAAGCUUGGUCUUAACAAUACAUCCCAUACGAACUAGAAGUAUUCCAAGACGAACAGUUCCACCAAAAUUAACUGUGCAGACAUUACGUCCGCCUGUAAAUAUAUCACUUAAUAAAGAUGAUCCGCGAUACACUGUUACAAAGACUAUAACAAAGACUGAUUCAUAUUCAGAAAUUUAUACACUUGUAUAUAACUUAACUGAUUUUGAAUACCCAAACUAUACAACAAAGUAUAGUUCUAUUGUUCAGGUUGAUACAGAAAUAGAAGUAAAUUCUCUAGCUCCUAAUGUUGAAGGAACCCAAUCCAAAGUAGUAACUACGUCAUAUGUUAAUGUUUCCACUACCUUAAUUGUACCUUCACUAUCAGAAACAGAUACAAUGACAAAUACAACCACGACAGAGAAAGAAUCUACAACUCACACAAUGAAAUCAACUAAGACAUUAACAGAAACAUUGGUUAAAAUUAAUACAUUUACUUUGUCAUCUACUUUGGUUGAAACAUUAAUCAUCGUUCCAGUUGAAGACCAAACUCGCAAAGAUAACAAGAGUCCAACAACGAUCAUCAUUUGGUCAGUUAUUGGUUGCAUUGCAGUUUUCUGUUUGGCUGUUAUUGCUCUGUUUUUGUACCGAAAGACUCACUCAGAGUCAUCAACAUCAGGAUCAGAGUCACUUGAUGAUGACGAUGUUUUCGGAGAUGAAACAAAGUUUUCCAGCCAAAUCAUUGAAUUCACGCAGGAAGACGAUUCAAAUAUGCUUUCAACAUUCAACGGCGAACCAGAAAUCCAAGAAGCUCCAGAUGAAGAUGAAGUCUUCCUUAACGGCGAAUUCUAA